GCAAAAAGGUCAUCAUCAACCAAACGAAGCAAAAAUGCAGGCGGCACCGGCAACAGUAGAAUCCGUGCAAUGUUUCGGCCGCAAAAAAACGGCAGUAGCAGUAACACACUGCAAACGUGGCCGCGGACUAAUCAAAAUCAACGGCGUUCCAAUCGAACUAGUCCAGCCAGAAAUCCUCCGUUACAAAGCUGUUGAACCAAUACUCCUUUUAGGGAGACACCGUUUUGCUGGUGUAGAUAUGAGGAUUCGUGUUAAAGGAGGAGGUCAUACUUCACAGAUCUAUGCUAUACGUCAGAGUGUUGCGAAAGCGUUAGUUGCGUUUUAUCAGAAGUAUGUUGAUGAACAGAGUAAGAAGGAGAUUAAGGAUAUUUUGGUGAGAUAUGAUAGGACUUUGCUUGUUGCUGAUCCUAGAAGAUGUGAGCCUAAGAAGUUUGGUGGUCGUGGUGCUCGUUCUAGGUUCCAGAAAUCUUACCGUUAAUCAUCUAUUGUUACUGCUCUGAGAUUAUGAGUAUUGGAUUUGGUUUAGGGAUUAUUAUUAGCUAUUUACGGAGAUAUGAGUAAGUUUUGGAUAUUUAUUAUGAACCUUAUCAAAUGGUGCUGUGUUAUGUUAUGCAAACUUAAAAUUCUGUGAUGUUAUGUUAUGCAAACUUA
Lycium ferocissimum is the source of this 651-nucleotide messenger RNA. Its product is annotated as small ribosomal subunit protein uS9. Gene Ontology annotation, cellular component: cytosolic small ribosomal subunit; ribosome. The record is from RefSeq and is a predicted model, not a curated record. Bases 35 to 478 code for a protein of 147 amino acids. The transcript has a single exon. NCBI's taxonomy places the organism in Eukaryota, Viridiplantae, Streptophyta, Magnoliopsida, Solanales, Solanaceae. Gene Ontology annotation, molecular function: structural constituent of ribosome; RNA binding. Gene Ontology annotation, biological process: translation; maturation of SSU-rRNA from tricistronic rRNA transcript (SSU-rRNA, 5.8S rRNA, LSU-rRNA).